Molecule: messenger RNA, 993 nt
Organism: Harpia harpyja (harpy eagle)
Lineage: Eukaryota; Metazoa; Chordata; Aves; Accipitriformes; Accipitridae
Gene: RMI2
Product: RecQ mediated genome instability 2
Exons: 2
Coding region: 86-505 (139 amino acids)
Biological process (GO): negative regulation of double-strand break repair via homologous recombination; regulation of sister chromatid segregation; DNA repair
Cellular component (GO): cytosol; nuclear speck
Source: RefSeq, a predicted model, not a curated record
UCAGCGGCUGCGCGCCGCGGGCACCGGCCUCCGCCCGGCCGCCUCAGGCCGCCCUCGGUUCGCGGCGGCCUGCUGGUGCGACUGCAUGGCCGGGGACGCGCCGGGGCCGCCGGUGAAGGUGCUGGCCGCCCAGCUGCGGGCGGCGGUGCGGGGCGCCGGCGGGACGUGGCUGUUGGGCCGGGCGGAGGCGGGCCGGGCGCCGUUGCGCCUGUGGGCCGUGUGGAUGCAGGGCACCGUGCUGGAGGUGGAGCGCGGCGGCGCCCGCGGCGGCUCGGCCCGGCUGCAGGACGGCAGCGGCCCCUUCACCGUGCUGGGGGUGGAGGAGGUGCCCAAAGGGCGGCCCUGCCUCAGCGCAGGGAAGUAUGUAAUGGUGAUGGGUGUGGUGCGCUCCUGCAGUCCUGAGCCUAUUCUUCGAGCAAUAAAGAUGACAGAUCUUUCUGAAAACCCUGUGCAUAAGAAUAUGUGGAGCCUUGAAGUGGAGGAUUUGCACAGAGUCAUCCCCUAGAUCCUUUGUCUUCUGCCUAAAAUAUCUGGAAAUGUACUUUUUUUUUUUUUUUUUUUUUUCCUGCUGCUGCUUGGUGCAGAACACUGGGCCAUUCUGUGUAUUUGUGGUUUCAAACAACUACCAGUUAGUUUUGGAGUAAACUGAAGUGAGAUGUCAGGCUCCGAGUUAAGUGGAGGGAUCAGUGCAGAUAAUCACAAUGUUCAUCUCUUUCACAGUCUUUUUUUAUACCAACAGAUUUGAGAAACACUUGAUGCUUUCUGUGUAACAUGUCUAUGCUAUUAAGAAUACUACAUGUUUCUUCAUAUGUUGGUUGCUGUUGCUGGGAGCAUGUGUUUAGAUAGUCAUUCCUAUAACGGGGUAUUCUUGGCAGAAAGGGCUGCACAGAACUCGUGUUACCAGGGUGAACUCAAUAUGUGGAAUGAAGGCAAAAUGUGUUUCAGUCCAUUUAGACUGUGGUUGGAAAUAACAUCUUCAUCUGUGUUUUCUCU